Molecule: messenger RNA, 3769 nt
Organism: Columba livia (rock pigeon)
Lineage: Eukaryota; Metazoa; Chordata; Aves; Columbiformes; Columbidae
Gene: PDE1B
Product: phosphodiesterase 1B
Exons: 16
Coding region: 596-2239 (547 amino acids)
Biological process (GO): signal transduction
Cellular component (GO): neuronal cell body
Molecular function (GO): calmodulin-activated 3',5'-cyclic-GMP phosphodiesterase activity
Source: RefSeq, a predicted model, not a curated record
CAUAGCCCCAUAGGGGUUUUGGGCACUCCCCAGGGGUCCUGGGGUACCCCCCCAUAGCCCCAUAGGGGUCUUGGGGCACCCUCUACAGGAGCCCUGGGGGUCCUGAGGGACCUUCUCCCUCCAUAGGGGUUUUGGGGUACCCCCCCAGGAGUUCUGGGGUACCCACAACUCCCAGCUCCACUUGGGUCCUGGGGUCCCCCCAUAACCCCAUGGGGUCCUGGGUACCCCCAAAGGGGUCCUGGGGACCUUCCUCCCCAUAGCCCUUAAGGGGGUCCCGAACACGCUCCCCACGGCGGGUCCCGGGGCAUCUCCCCGCCCUCCCCACAGCCCCGUGGGGGUCCCGCCCCCCCCGCCCGGUGCCGGUGCUGAGCGGGGCUGGGCGGACCCCGGUUCCCGGCCCCCGCCCCCGGCUCCCCCCGCCCCUCCCCGCCCUCUCGCCGGUGCCGGCUCGGGGAAAGUUGCGACGGAGCCCGGGCGGCGGAGACGGAGCCGGCGGCACCGGGAGCGGCGGCACCGGCUGCACCGGGACACGGCAGCACCGAGCGCGGCGGUACCGGCAGCACCGGCGCUUCCCGGCCGAGCAUCCUCGGGGGCCAUGGAGCCGCCGCGGAGCCUCCCGGGGCUGCAGCCCGAGCGUGAGGGGCCGGACCCGGCCGGCGGCUGCUGCCCCUCCCCGCUGGAGAUCAAGUCCGCCCCCAGCAAGAAGAUUUGGGUCAAGCUCCGAGCGCUGCUGCGGUUCAUGGUGAAGCAGCUGGAGACGGGCGAGGUGAACGUGGAGGAGCUGCGCAGGAACCUGGAGUACGCGGCCUCGCUGCUCGAGGCCGUUUGCAUCGAUGAGACCAGGCAGAUGCUGGACACGGAGGACGAGCUGCGGGCCAUGGGCUCGGACGCCGCCGUCCCCUCCGAGGUGCGGGACUGGCUGGCGGCCACCUUCACCCAGCAGGCGCGUGCCAAGGGCCGCCGCGCCGAGGAGAAACCCAAGUUCCGCAGCAUCGUCCACGCCGUCCAGGCCGGAAUCUUCGUGGAGAGGAUGUUUCGCCGGACGUACACGGCCGUGGGGCCCAGCUACUCCACCUCCGUCCUCAACUGCCUGAAGAGCCUCGACCUUUGGUGCUUCGACGUCUUCACGCUGAACCGGGUGACGGACGAUCACUCCCUGCGCACCAUCGUCUUCGAGCUCUUCACCCGACACAACCUCAACAGCCGCUUCAAGAUCCCCACCGUCUUCCUGACCACGCUGCUGGACGCGCUGGAGACCGGCUACGGCAAGUACCGCAACCCCUACCACAACCAGGUCCACGCCGCCGAUGUCACCCAGACCGUCCACUGCUUCCUGCUGCGCACUGGGAUGCUGCACUACCUGACGGAGAUCGAGGUCCUGGCCACCAUCUUCGCUGCCGCCAUCCACGACUACGAGCACACGGGCACCACCAACAGCUUCCACAUCCAGACCAAGUCGGACUGCGCCAUCCUCUACAACGACCGCUCAGUGCUGGAGAACCACCACAUCAGCGCCGUGUUCCGCAUGAUGCAGGAUGACGAGAUGAACAUCUUCGUCAACCUCACCAAGGACGAGUUUGCGGAGCUGCGGGCGCUGGUGAUCGAGAUGGUCCUGGCCACCGACAUGUCCUGCCACUUCCAGCAGGUCAAGUCCAUGAAGACGUCGCUGCAGCAGCUGGAGCGGAUCGACAAGUCCAAGGUGCUGUCGCUGCUGCUGCAUGCGGCCGAUAUCAGCCACCCCACCAAGCAGUGGGCUGUGCACAGCCGCUGGACCAAGGCGCUGAUGGAGGAGUUCUUCAGGCAGGGGGACAAGGAGGCCGAGCUGGGGCUGCCCUUCUCGCCGCUCUGCGACCGCACUUCAACGCUGGUGGCCCAGUCGCAGAUCGGCUUCAUCGACUUCAUCGUGGAACCCACCUUCUCGGUGCUGACCGACGUGGCCGAGAAGCUGGUGCUGCCCCUCACCGAGGACGGCACCAAGUCCAAGGGCAACCCGGCGGCCACCCAGCCGCCCAGCUCGCAGUGGCGGCAGCCGUCCCUGGAUGAGCACCUGGAGCUGGGGGACAUCAAAUCCGACCUGGCCGGGUUCCGCUCCACCUGGACCAAGUACAUCCAGGAGAACAAGCAGAAGUGGAAGGAGCGGGCGGCCAGUGGCAUCACCAACCAGGCGUCCAUCGAGGAGCUGUCACCCUGCGAGGAACCACCCGCCACCAGAAACAACCAGAACGGGGACGUGGAAUAACAGCGGGAGCAGCGAGGUUCUCGUCCGGCCGAGUGACGCCGUCUCACCCACUGUGUCCGACGCCAUCGAGUUCAGCACCAUUCGUGGGGAGGGAGGAUUCGUGCCGGUGCCACCAGCACCCCCGGGGUCGGUCCCCCUGGUCCCCCCAGCCCGGCCACCUCCGGCCACCUGUGCCAAACCUGGGGCCACUGGUGACGGUGACACCGACCCUCUCGCUGUCACACCAGUGGCUUCCCGGCCCCCCACGCUGGGUUUUGCCCUUAUGAUUUUCUACAAAAGCUGCUUCCCACCCCAGGGCGGGGUGGGGACGAUGGCGGUGGCACUGGGGACAGCAGGUGACAGAGGAGCCAUGUGGGGUGUGUCACCAUGAGGGCCACCGUUGUCCCCUCUGUGCCUGCUGGGUCAGUGCGGCCACACCGUGGUGGGUGUCCCCAAACGUCCCUAAAUGUCCCCAUCCUGCCCUAUGCGCCUGGAGCAUCCCUGUCCCCUGAUCUGUGUGUCUGUGGGGCCCGUCCCCCUGUCCCCCCAGGGUCCUGCCCCACAUGGUGUGGGUGAGGUGGGGGGUGAUGGGGCAGCGGUGGGGGGGCAGGAUCGGGCCCAGAGGUGACAGCACCAGCCCCAGUGUCCCCAGGGCUGUGCCAGCCCCUCCUGGCCCCGCUGUGUCUCCAGCAUCUCUGGCUCCAGCGUGCACCCCAGAUCCCCCCCUGGCUUCCUCCACCUCGAGCAUCCUCCUGCAUCCCGGUGUCCCUCGAGCAUCCUUGAGCAUCCUCUGCCAUUCCGGCUCUGGUGUCCCUUGAGCAUCCUCCAGCAUCCCCGUGUGUCUCGAGCAUCCUCUGGCAUUCUGGUGUAUCUCGAGCAUCCUCCAGCAUCUUGGUUCUGGUGUGCUUCAAGCAUCCUCUGGCAUCCUGGUUCCAGUAUGUCCUGAGCAUCUUCUGACAUCCCAGUUCUGGCAUGCCUUGAGCAUCCUUGAGCAUCCUCCGGCAUCCUGGUUUGCCUCAAGCAUCCUCCAGCAUCCCAGCUCUGGUGUGCCUCGAGCAUCCUUGAGUAUCCUCUGGCAUUCUGGUGUGCAUCGAGUACCCUCCGGUGUCCUGGUUCCAGUGUGCCUUGAGCAUCCUCCAGCAUCCCGGUGUAUCUCGAGCAUCCUCCAGCAUCCCGGUGUAUCUCAAGCAUCCUUGAGCAUUCUCCAGCAUCCUGGUGUAUCUUGAGCAUCCUCCAGCAUCCUGGUGCAUCUCGAGCAUCCUCCUGCAUCCCAGGGUAUCUUGAGCAUCCUCCUGCAUCCCGGUGCAUCUCGAGCAUCCUCUGGUAUCCUGGUUCCAGCGUGUCCAGAGCAUCCUUGAGCAUCCUCCCGCAUCCCAUGUGCCUUGAGCAUCCUCCAGCUCCAGCACCCCCCGCUCCGGCCCCCUGGCUCAGCCCCCCCCACCGUGCCCCCCACCCAUUUCCCCCCUCCCCACUGGCACAGCUCCACCCACACACGCAUGUGAAAUGAAGCGCCGCCGCUAACGAGCAAUUAAUAAACCAUCCACCACCACC